ACCAUCUUUCGGUUCGCAAAUCCAAAUAGAAAAGACCCAGACCCCAAGCCACACUUUAAUCUUUUUUUAAGCUAAGCCACACUUUAAUCAAUCUCUUAGGAUUAUAAGAUCCUAAUCGAUGAAAUGACUCCAGGUCGGCUCAGUGGCUACCCUAGCUUAGCUUCCUUUUGAUUUGUUUUAUCUCCUACCAGUAACCAACAGCGAUGGCGAAAAGAGGGAGGAAACCACACGAGACGCUUUCGUGAGCACCGCAAUUUAAAUCCGAGGGAGCGGACAAAGUUUCUUGAGAGAGAGCUCCUCCCUCCCACGACGCGCCCGUGCCCCCGACCACCACCCCACGCGUCCCGUUCGAAUCUCUCACACGAAACCCACGAGCCAGGGACAAGAAACCAUCGACGAGAACGGGAAUGGACGCCGCCGCUGCCGAGAAGGAGACGGACGCCGGCGGGCCACGCAAGAAGCCGGCCGCCGGCGCCGGGAAGCGGUGGGACGGCGAGGGCGCCGCGCGGGGCCGCGACGACUCGCCGGCGGCGCCCCGCGAGGACGCCGGGAAGGACGGGGCGCUGGCGGAGUGCGCCGUCUCGUGCUGCGUCUUCUGCGCGUGCCUGCCCGUGGCCGUGCUCUGCUGCGUGGCGCGCGCGCCCGUCCGCGCCGCGCGCCGGUGCUGGCGGCUGAGGCGGCGGCGGCGCCCGGCGCGGCGCCUCGCGCCCGGAGGGUCCUCGUCCUUCUCCGACGCCGAGCUCGGGGACCUCCGGCAGGGGCGGGUGCGGACAAUGGCGGAGGAGGACAACGGCCGGGCCGGAUCGCCGGCGUCUCCGCGGCAACCGCCCCCGCGGGAGGAUCGGAGGAGAUAGGUAGCGAGUUUGUUAGUUAGGCUGAUUGGUUUUUCUCCAGUUUUGCUGUGAUCUGCCAAGUAGGAUGAUGAGCCGUUUCGAUCUGUGCGGCCUCUCUCUCUCUCUCUUUUCGCUUUCUUUCAUUCUCUCAUUCUCGCCGUCGGUUAGUGGUUAGCUCACGCCGAUGAUCAGCCAGAAAUUUCGGCAAAGAAGCAAGGUUGCUGCCCAGUGCACAUUCGGCACCACAUUGCCUUGUCCAGAUUUUUCAAUCUACUGUAGAUUGUAGUCUAGAUGAUUUGGGAUGAUUUAUUGGUUUGAGAUGGUUGCGCCAAAAAUAAAGCGAGUGCAUUACUGUA
Aegilops tauschii subsp. strangulata is the source of this 1189-nucleotide messenger RNA. RefSeq lists its product as uncharacterized. The record is from RefSeq and is a predicted model, not a curated record. NCBI's taxonomy places the organism in Eukaryota, Viridiplantae, Streptophyta, Magnoliopsida, Poales, Poaceae.